Messenger RNA from Cyclospora cayetanensis, 1749 nucleotides. Its product is annotated as F-box/LRR-repeat protein 4. Gene Ontology annotation, biological process: SCF-dependent proteasomal ubiquitin-dependent protein catabolic process. Gene Ontology annotation, molecular function: protein binding. The record is from RefSeq and is a predicted model, not a curated record. The transcript is spliced from 14 exons. Lineage: Eukaryota; Apicomplexa; Conoidasida; Eucoccidiorida; Eimeriidae. Gene Ontology annotation, cellular component: SCF ubiquitin ligase complex. Bases 1 to 1749 code for a protein of 582 amino acids.
AUGAGCCCGCCGAAAGAGCCUGCAGAUCGACUUCAUGAUCGUUCUCAUGGGGGAUCCAGCCUUUCUGCAGAGUCUCUCUCUGCUGCUGCAUGCUCUCUCUUGAGUGGUGAAGGGGGAGAACGUCCAACAGCUGCAGGGGACCCCACACUGGGAGCCGUGGAAGCCUUUCCUACGGAGUUUGUUCUCGCGCCGAGCUUGUUAGCCGUGGCUUUGAGGCGCUGCUUGAAGCCUCUGCGAGUUCGCAGGCUUUUCCACGAAGCGGCGUGCAUUGCUCUUGCCAACGUCACUGCUGUCGGAGACACCGCGCGGGUUCUUCUCACCGACAAUCAGCUGAGGGUCCUCAUCAAGCGGUGCACGAGACUCAAAUCUCUUGAGAUUGACGGAUUUUUGUUGACUCCGAAAGGCCUCCACGCCCUGCGGGAGGCGCCUCUGGAGGCUUUGGCGCUCGCAGGCAUUGAGCAGAAAGAUGACGCAUUCUUAGAAGCGCUGCACGGAACCUGCGAGCGGCUGCGAUCGUUUGGCUUCGUUUGCUACGGCGGAGAAGCAUUCAGCAUCGGCGCUUUGGAGGCUCUUGGACGCUCUUUGAAGAACCUCAGGAGUGUUGUAAUCGAGGCUCGAGACGAACGACUCACGGACACCCUCGCGGAGGCCGUCACUGCUGCAGCUGCAUGCACGCUCCGCAGUCUGACGGUUGGGGGCAUCACCGAGAGCUGCCUGUUGCGUACUGCCCAGCGCGUGGGACCGCAACUUCACACUUUCAGCUAUACGCGGCUGAACGUCGAAGGGGCCCCCGUGAGCGACGCCUUGCUGCACAUGUGCGCCCUGAGGAUGCGAAGCCUCUCGACGCUCCGCAUCUGUGAUGCUCUUUCCCCCCGAGCUCUACAGGGCAUCCCUAGGGGCCUCCACCAAUACACAGUAUGCCCUGCCCCCACAUCCCAACUGAAGGCAUUGACGCUGAGCCGCAGCUUUGGCUUGCCCUUCGCGGUCCUCUCGAACAUCGAUUUCAUGACGCUUGCACGAUCGCUCUCCUCCAACUUGGAGGAGCUCGAGCUUAACGGGCUGCACGGCGUUUCCGACGCAUUCCUCCACGAGGCUUUGGAUGCCUGUGGCUCUGGAACCCCGGAGGGAGAUCCUCUUUGGUUGGAGCGACCUCCAAGGAAGAAAAGGCGCUGGGCCCUGCAGCCUUCUCCAGAGAGACUGCACAGCUGGAGGCUGAAGAAGGUGUCUCUUGAAGCCUCAGAUAUCUCGGACGUGGGUUUGCAGACGCUCGCAACAUCCCUGGGCACCGAACUCGUCAGUUUAUGUCUGAAGGGAUGCCACGCAAUAAGCGAAGGAGGCCAUGCUGCCAUUGCUGCUUGCUGUCCAAAUUUAAUCGCUUUGAACCUAGGAGCGUGCUCGGGAGUCAAUGACCUCAGUGUAGGACAACUCCUAAACGGCUGCAACAGCUUAAGAACCCUCGUGCUAAACGACGCCAGAAUUACGGAUCUCUCUCUGAACGCGAUUGGUCACUGUCUGGGGUCUUCUAUUCUGGAAUUAGCCCUCCACAGAAACGACAGACUGACAGAUGAGGGCCUUGGGGCCCUCGCUGCUGCCUGCCCCUCCCUACGGAGACUGUCGCUCUCCAAGUGCACGCACUUGGGGGAUCCAGGAAUUAUUGCCAUUGCGGAGGGCUGUAGGAGGCUUGUGAGCCUUCGUCUGGACGGCACCAAGACCGUAAGUUCCUUCCCUGAAUUUCAGUCCCAGGGAUGA